This is a messenger RNA of Struthio camelus australis, 2567 nucleotides long. RefSeq names its product transmembrane and coiled-coil domain family 3 (gene TMCC3). Gene Ontology annotation, cellular component: endomembrane system. The record is from RefSeq and is a predicted model, not a curated record. NCBI's taxonomy places the organism in Eukaryota, Metazoa, Chordata, Aves, Struthioniformes, Struthionidae.
CAGAGGUGAAAAUUGCCUUUGGUGGAUCCACCUGCAGCAGACAGACCUGUCUGGGAGAAAGAGGUAGUUUUCGCCUGGAUCAGCUCUCUGACCAGUCCACCACUGUUGCAUCCAAAUUACAAGCCAGCCUCAAGGGUAGAAAGACAUGACAUGAAUACCCUGAGCUUGCCACUUAACAUUCGCCGCGGAGGCUCUGACACCAACCUGAACUUUGAUGUUCCAGAUGGAGUCCUAGAGUUUCACAAAGUUAAACUCAAUGCAGAUAGCUUGAAACAGAAGAUCCUCAAGGUCACAGAACAAAUCAAAGUUGAACAAACAGCUAGAGAUGGAAAUGUGGCUGAGUAUUUGAAACUAGUAAACAGUGCAGACAAGCAACAGGCUGGGCGCAUUAAACAAGUCUUCGAGAAAAAGAACCAGAAAUCUGCGCACUCCAUUGCCCAGCUGCAGAAGAAAUUGGAACAGUAUCACAAAAAGCUCAAGGAUAUUGAACAAAAUGGAUCCUCCAAAAAUUCUAAGGAUACUUCCAAAGAUAACUUGAAAGAUACUCAGCAUGGAAAGCUUCGUACCUCUGGGCAUGGAACUGAGAGCAGCAAAUCGGGUGUCCCGGGUGUCUCCUUAACACCACCUGUCUUUGUUUUCAGCAAGUCUAGAGAGUUUGCAAACUUGAUUCGAAACAAAUUUGGUAGUGCAGACAACAUCGCUCAUCUCAAAAAUAGUCUGGAUGAAUUUCGGCCAGAAACCAGUUCUAGAACAUAUGGUGGCAGCGCUACUAUUGUGGCCAAACCAAAAUACGUUAGUGAUGAUGAAUGCUCAAGUGGUACCUCUGGCUCUGCAGACAGUAAUGGGAAUACUUCCUUCGGCGCUGCUGUGGCGGGCACCCUGGACAGCCAAGGAAAACUUUCCAUGAUUUUGGAAGAACUAAGGGAAAUUAAGGAGACGCAGUCCCAAUUAGCUGAUGACAUUGAGAAUUUAAAAACACAAUUUAAAAGAGACUAUGGCUUUAUUUCUCAGAUGUUACAGGAGGAAAGAUAUAGAUAUGAAAGAUUGGAAGACCAGUUAAAUGAUCUGACUGAUCUUCAUCAACAUGAGACAGCAAACUUGAAACAAGAGCUAGCCAGCAUAGAGGAGAAAGUGGCAUAUCAGGCAUACGAGCGAUCACGAGAUGUUCAGGAAGCCUUGGAAUCAUGCCAGACCCGGGUUUCAAAGCUGGAGCUCCAUCAGCAAGAACAGCAAGCACAGCAGUCUGAAACGGUUAAUGCCAAAGUGCUCCUGGGGAAAUGUAUAAAUGUUAUCCUGGCCUUCAUGACUGUCAUCUUAGUAUGUGUCUCUACUAUUGCAAAGUUCAUUGCUCCUAUGAUGAAGAGCCGCUUUCAUAUCAUCUGCACUUUUUUUGCAGUGACACUGCUGGCAAUAUUUUGUAAAAACUGGGAUCAUAUCAUUUGUGCCAUAGAACGGAUGAUUAUACCAAGAUGAAGCUGCUGGUCUGGCUGUUCUGUUUUUCUUUUCUUCCUCUCCUCCCCCCUGUUUUUUAAGAAGUGCUGUGCAUAUACAAGCUACCUUUAUUUUUUGUCUAUUUAAAUGCGUAGACUGGAUGAAGAAGGCUUGGACUUUAAGGUGUAAAUACAUAAAUGCAUACUUCUUGACAGCCAGUUGCCUGUUUAAUCGGAUUGUGUCUAUUUGGCUAUGUCUGUGAUUAACUGCUCACUUGUGUCAGUCUUCUGCCUUAAUCCAAUUGGUUUUCCAAUUUAGAAAACUACAACCACAAAAAAGCGUGAUAUCUUGGGAGGGAUCCAAGUAACUGGAAGUAUAAGGUGUGCUUUUUACUGGAGUGGAGGGAAAAGAUUAUGAUCAGGAGGGAGCAUAUCAUAAAGUGUGUCAGCCCUGUCAGACAAAUAAAGUAGUCUUCUCUCUGAAUCCAGUUAGAAUGACAAGGCAAAUUAUGCAGUCAUAUGUAUUAAUAUUUCCUGAUUCUAAAUUACUAGAUAUCUGCAUAUGGCUUCCAGUUUUAAGGAGCAGGAGAACUUGAUGCUCAUGCCAGUAACCCUUUGCACAGAAAGCUUAUUUUUCAAAAAUUAGACCAGUGAUGACUAUGGACCACAGUUAGUUAUUGCUCUAUCCUGGCACUCUUCCUUUGAUCACACUCAGGAAAUAGAUACAUGUGUGUAAGGCUUCCAAAGAUGAUGAACUGAACUGAAUGACAAAAUCUCCAGGUCACUUAGUAAAGAAGGGAGACCCAAGCACGCACUCACUUCAAGCACUGCAGCUUGCAAGGGGAAAGUACACAAGGAAGGCAAUGUUUAGCUUAGCCUUUGUUAGCACUGACUUGUUGGGAUUGUCUGACCGAAUGCAAAGCAGAUAGGUGGUGGGACUCUAGGUACAGUGGGUAUUUUUUCUUUUGACAGACUAAGGGACGUGGAAGAAGCAUCAGGGAACAGAUCCUUAGAGAAGGGAGUUGAAUUUCUGUAUAUAAUAAGAGCACUGUGCAGACUCUCUUGAUGAGUAUAAUGAAAAUAAUGUGUUAGCAUACAGUCCACUACUAGGAGACAGAGUUGGUUUUGUUUUCUUAA